AAAAGAGUGUCAAGAUGAGUGAAGUUGGCGAAUCAAUGGAUAUUGAUCAGGAAGAUAUUGCUGAUUUUUUCCAAGAGUUUGGUGAUGUUAAAAAUAUUCAUUUAAAUUUAGAUAGACAAAGUGGAUAUGUUAAAGGUUAUACAUUAAUAGAGUAUAAAACUUUAGAAGAUGCUAAAAAGGCAAUUGAACAAGGUCAAGGUGAAGAAUUGCUAGGUCGUGAAUUAGAUAUUGAUUUUGCAUUUGUUCAAGAUCAAGGUUUAGUUGAUCCUAUAAGGAAAACAGAGGAAAGAAAAAGAGAUAAAAGUCCUGAAAGAUCUUGAUAUUGAAAUUGAGUUAAAAAACAGGAGGGAAGAGAUGAUCAAUUACAUAUCCAGUUUAAUACUCAUAUCAACUCUUGAUGAGGUGGUGAAAUCUAUUGGUGAUGUUAUAUCUUUGAAAGAUGCCAGUAAGUAAGAACGGCCAGAACAAGGAUCCCACUGCACAAUUUUGUCCUACCCAUUGAUGAGAAUAAACACAUUGAUUAAGGCGAAACAGUACUCUGUAGUUUGUUCAAAAUCAAAUCGUUAUAUAAUAUUGCAGUAGAGAAUAUGUGUAAUCUAGAUAUUUCAAAACUGCUGUUCAAUCGCUAUUGUUACACAGCACCAACUUGACA
Messenger RNA from Hansenula anomala, 652 nucleotides. RefSeq lists its product as uncharacterized. The transcript has 3 exons. The record is from RefSeq and is a predicted model, not a curated record. Gene Ontology annotation, biological process: RNA splicing. Gene Ontology annotation, molecular function: mRNA binding. Bases 15 to 320 code for a protein of 101 amino acids. Gene Ontology annotation, cellular component: nucleus; exon-exon junction complex; cytoplasm. NCBI's taxonomy places the organism in Eukaryota, Fungi, Ascomycota, Saccharomycetes, Phaffomycetales, Wickerhamomycetaceae.